This is a messenger RNA of Linderina pennispora, 2544 nucleotides long. RefSeq names its product ARM repeat-containing protein. Bases 1 to 2544 code for a protein of 847 amino acids. Lineage: Eukaryota; Fungi; Kickxellomycota; Kickxellomycetes; Kickxellales; Kickxellaceae. Gene Ontology annotation, cellular component: cytoplasm; nucleus. Gene Ontology annotation, molecular function: small GTPase binding; nuclear import signal receptor activity. Gene Ontology annotation, biological process: protein import into nucleus. The record is from RefSeq and is a predicted model, not a curated record. The transcript has 7 exons.
AUGGAGUGGCGACCGGACCCCGUCAGUCUGAAUGAGCUCAUGCAGCUCCUGACUAACACACAAUCCAACGACAACCAGGUCCAGCAGGAGAACAACAGGAGGCUGAACGAGCUGAGAAAGGUUGACGACUACAUCAACUACCUGCUCUAUGUUCUUAUCAACAUGCAGGAGGCCACUGGGCCGGUGCGUGCAGUGGCAGGACUGCUGCUGAAGAACAAUGUGCGCCAGGACUUUGACAAAAUCCCGACCGAUGUGCUCAGCUAUGUCAAGAUCCGGUCGCUGGAGGCAGUUGGCGACAAUGACACGCUGGUGCGCCAUACGCUGGGCACAGUGAUUGCGACGAUUGUAGCGCUGGGCCACAUCUCGAGCUGGCCCGAGAUUCUGCCGCGGCUGAUGGCGCUGCUGGACUCUGACCAGUACACAGUGGUCGAGGGUGCGUGGGAUAUUCUGCGCAAGAUUUGUGAAGAGUGCACGCGCGAGCUGGAGGAGCCGUUCGAGGACGGCACGCGCCCCCUCAACAUCAUGCUGCCCAAGUUCAUGACCCAGGUGCUGCGCGAGUAUGCGAUUUCAACGACCACGCUGUUUGUCAGCCAGCGGUCCGAGUCGAUGCAGCCGCUGAUCGACACGUUUGUUGUGGAGCUGUUCAAGCGUGCCAACGACGAGAACGCAGAGGUGCUCAAGGCCGUGUGCAAGGCCGUGGUUGCUCUGCUCGAGUCGCGGCCCGACAAGCUGGCGCCCGAGCUCGAGAACGUCGUCAACUACAUGCUGCACACCACGCAGCACUCGGACCCGGACAUCGCCAUGGAGGCGUGCGAGUUCUGGCUUACGUUCUGCGAGCUGGAUGGCAUGGUCCAGAACCUGGAGCCGUAUCUGGACAGGGUUAUCCCGACGCUGAUGCGCGGCAUGCAGUACUCGGAGGAGGACCUGCUUAUGCUCGACAACGAUGACGAUGACGCGGUUGUGCCCGACUCGGAGCAGGAUAUCAAGCCGCGCCAUCACCGCGAUAACAGCGAUGCGGAGGACGGCGACUAUGAGUACGACAGCGACGAUGACGACGACGUCUACGCCGAGUGGAACCUGCGCAAGUGCUCGGCCGCCAGUCUCGACGUUAUGUCGACUGUAUUUGGCGACCGCAUCCUGCGUUUCGUGCUGCCUGUGCUGAACGAUGAGCUGCGCAGCGACGACUGGCGUGUGCAGGAGGCUGGCAUUCUGGCUCUGGGCGCUAUUGCCGAGGGGUGCAUGAGCGGCAUGGAGGAGCACCUGGCCCACCUUAUGCCGAUGCUUGUUGGGUGGUUCCGCCACGAGAAGGCGCUGGUGCGCUCGAUUGCGUGCUGGACUGCCAGCCGCUACGGGCGCUGGGCCAUCUUUGGAGACCAGCCCAACACAAUCACCAGCUACUUUGAGCCGCUGCUGAGCGGUCUGCUGGACGCCAUGGUCGACAAGAACAAGCGCGUGCAGGAGGCGGCAUGCAGUGCCUUUGCCACGGUCGAGGAGGAGGCUGGGCCGUACAUGGCGCCCUAUAUCCACCCCGUGCUCGAGAAGCUGAUGCUGGCAUUCACACAGUACCAGCGCAAGAACCUGAUCAUCCUGUACGAUGCGGCCGUCGGAUCGGAGCUGAACCAGCAGAAUUACAUUGAUAUGCUGAUGCCGCACCUGCUGACGCGGUGGGAGAGCGUGCAGACCGAGGACCAGCAUAUGUUCCCGCUGUUCGAGUGCCUGUCGGCGAUAGCCCUGGCCCUUGGCCCCGGCUUCAAGCAGUUUGCUCCGUCUGUGUAUGAGCGCUGCGUGCGGAUCGUGGCCGACACGCUGCAGCUCUCGCAGCUGGCGUCGCAGGACCAGUCGAUUGAAGCCCCCGACAAGGACCUGGUGAUUGUUGCGCUUGAUCUUAUCAGCGCCAUCAUCCAGGCGCUGGGCAGCGACGCACAGAUCCUGGUGGCCAUCAACGACGGUGUCGUACUGCAGCUGGUCGGCCUGUGCAUGAUGGACCCGGUCACCGACGUGCGGCAAUCGGCGUUUGCUCUGCUUGGCGACCUGGCCAUGCACAGCUUCCCGCUGCUCCUGCCGCAGCUGAGCUCGAUCAUGCAGCAGCUUAUCCCGCAGAUCGACCGCAACUUCUCGCACAUCAACGUGUGCAACAACGCUGCGUGGUCGGCUGGUGAGAUUGCCCUGAAGGCUGGCAGCGAGAUUAUGGCCACGUAUAAUGCCGCCAUCACCCUCGGCCGUCUGGGCGCCGUGUGCCCGCAGCAGCUGGCGCCCAGCCUUGGCGAGUUUGCUGAGCGCUGGUGCCUGGACAACGAGGAGAAGGCGUCGGCGUUCCACGGCUUCAUGUCGAUGAUUGGCGCCAACCCGGCUGGCAUCUCGGCCGCCUUCCCGCAAUUCUGCCAGGCUGCGCUCAACUGGCAGACACCCGAGCCGGCCCUGGAGGACAUGUUCCUGCAGACCUUCUCUGGGCUGCGGCAGAUGGCCGGCGAGUCGUGGGAGGCCAACAUGGGCAUGUUCGAUCCGCGGAUGCGCGAGCUGAUCAGACAGCGGUUCCACGUCUAA